Carassius auratus (goldfish) is the source of this 1323-nucleotide messenger RNA. RefSeq lists its product as uncharacterized. NCBI's taxonomy places the organism in Eukaryota, Metazoa, Chordata, Actinopteri, Cypriniformes, Cyprinidae. The coding region runs from base 550 to 1323 and encodes 257 amino acids. The transcript is spliced from 7 exons. The record is from RefSeq and is a predicted model, not a curated record.
CAAUCCAACGAUCUUGUGAUCAUGAUUUCAUGGGUUUACAUGUGAUGGUCAGGCUGUGCAUCUCUUUGACCAUCAAUCAUUUUCCGAAUUGCAAUUGUCAAUAAUUGUUCUAAUGGUGUUAAUGUUGAAAGCUGUUUUGUGAAAGAGUUUGUUAGUGGACUUGCUUCAAACUGUGAUGCCAGGAGUUGAUUUACAAUAUCCUGUUUCCUUUCUGUGGAAUUCAUCUCAUUUCAACCAUGCUUCUGAUCAAAUCUUUAAUUUGUCUGGUUCGGGUCUGAUAUGCUAGAAAGAUCUAGUUUUUUUCAACUGUAUAUAUUGCACAGGUGUUUUGGCACAUUUAUGUUACUUUUACAAAACUACCUUCCUUCUUUUAGUUUUUGCUCCAGAUCUGUCAUCUGUUAAAGUGAUUAUAGCUGUACAUGUCUCACGAUCUGUGUUUACCUUCAUGAUUGACCACACAAUGCAUUAAUAGUUUGUGGUAUGAUAUACCAUUUCCUAAUUCACUCUUUGUGAGAGUCUCAUUCAGUCUCUUUUCUCACACUCGCUGUAAUGGAGUUGUUCAUCUUCAUAGUUUUUCAGCUCCUGAUGGAGGUUCAGUCUUACAAAUUUCCUAGAGUAAAAGUAUCUCCAGAUGUCAUAAGAGAGUCCAGCUCAGUGAAGAUCAGCUGUGAGACAGAUCCACGUGUUUCAGUGAUUGAAUGUCACUUCUUCAUAAACAGAGAAGAGAAGAAAAUGAAAAGCAGUUCAUCAUGUGAGCUGGAUCUCACUGGUGCAGAAGUGUUCAGAUGGGCAGCUGUAAAAUCACCUGAAUCACUCAACAUUAUCUGUUUCUAUACAAUGAUAGCUGGUCCCAGCUCAUUCACAUCAUCUCCUGAAUCUGAUCCUGUCAUAGUGACGGUUCGAGUUUCAACAUUAACCACCACUGAACAAACUACUACAACAGCCAUGAAAACCUUUUUAAGUGUAAUGCCCACUUCUGAAACCACAACAUACAGUAAAACUACAGAUCUCCAAACCAAGAUAAGCCUGCCAACCAGUACAGGAAAGGAAAUGAGUAAGUUCAUCCUCUCUUUCUUGAUGGCGGGUGAUGUAGUGACCAAGAAGCAAAUAGCGUUCAGGCUGUAUGUUUUCCCUGCCCGAAUUCUGCUGAAAGUGCACCGGGACGGGGUCUAUCUUCUCUUAGUAGCCCUGUUCUGGUCGGGCCGAGUAUGUUUCUCGGAUCUGAUUUCUCCCCUCGACGGUGCUCCAUGGGAGAUUCCCAUCAGGAGGCAUCUCCUCUCACAGGAGAGUUUAAAUAUAGCUGGGAAUUAUUUUCAAAGAUAA